Messenger RNA from Tuber melanosporum (Perigord truffle), 644 nucleotides. RefSeq lists its product as uncharacterized. The coding region runs from base 264 to 608 and encodes 114 amino acids. The record is from RefSeq and is a predicted model, not a curated record. NCBI's taxonomy places the organism in Eukaryota, Fungi, Ascomycota, Pezizomycetes, Pezizales, Tuberaceae. The transcript has a single exon.
CAUCCCUCUUUUCUUCUCGUCACCUCGAUGCUCCGGACAGUGGUUCCCGAUCCAUAUCAAGAUACGAGCACAACACUGCUACUAACCUAGGCCUCUCCCGUGCCCACAGACCCAUCCCCCAGGCUCGAAACCACAGGUUAACCAGAACCCCCCCCCCUUAAACUGAAAUCUUGACCAACAGCCCACCAACCCCUAUCACAAACCUAACCGAUUCCUCCGGCGGAUAGACUACAGGGCGCCUGAACUUCGAAUUCUCUACCGGUAUGAUACAACUACUCGUACAGCCAAAUCUUACCCCUAUCACACACAGCGCAAAGGGCCUCAGACCGGGACCAGGGAGUAAGUACCAAGACCUGAUCUCCGACUGGAGAACCACAACAACGAACCCUGGGAAAAUAGCGCCUACAAGAUGUAGCCCUCUCUUGAGAGGAGAGAUGAGUUGUUUUUCAUUCUUAAUCGGAUAUAUCCAACUGGAGAAAUUAGCCAUGCAAGAUGCAAAAUUUUGGGGAGAGUGGAACAGGUGCUCAGAUAUUCGCAAUAUGGGAUAUAUAAUACAAGUACUACCGGCAGCAAUAUUGGCAUGGCAUGUUUUGCAAAGGUGUGUGUAACUUUCUGAACCCCAAUUCGGCGUUUCACGGAGGCCA